Messenger RNA from Nothobranchius furzeri (turquoise killifish), 2914 nucleotides. It is a transcript of the gene hspa4b, whose product is annotated as heat shock protein 4b. Gene Ontology annotation, cellular component: nucleus; cytosol. Gene Ontology annotation, molecular function: ATP-dependent protein folding chaperone; ATP binding. Gene Ontology annotation, biological process: protein folding. Lineage: Eukaryota; Metazoa; Chordata; Actinopteri; Cyprinodontiformes; Nothobranchiidae. The record is from RefSeq and is a predicted model, not a curated record.
CUGCUCAGUUUCAUGGAACAAGAGUUUGUUUGAGCAGGGAAAAUGUCGGUUGUAGGUUUUGACGUCGGCUUUAUGAACUGCUAUGUAGCAGUAGCAAGAGCCGGGGGGAUUGAAACUGUCGCUAACGAGUACAGCGACCGAUGCACACCAGCGUGUGUUUCGUUUGGACCCAGGAAUCGAUCAAUUGGUGCAGCUGCAAAAAGUCAGAUUGUCACAAAUUCCAAGAACACAGUCCAGGGGUUCAAGAGGUUCCAUGGCAGAGCAUUUUCAGAUCCUUUUGUGCAGUCCCUCAAAAACAGCCUGGUCUAUGAUAUUGCACAGAUGCCAUCAGGAACAACCGGCAUCAAGGUGAUGUACAUGGAGGAGGAGAAGGUGUUCAGCAUCGAGCAGGUCACUGCCAUGCUGCUGACCAAGCUGAAGGAGACAGCAGAGAAUGCACUGAAGAAGCCUGUGGCGGACUGUGUUGUGUCUGUCCCUUGCUACUACACGGAUGCUGAGAGGAGAUCGGUGAUUGAUGCAGCUCAGAUCGCUGGACUCAACUGUCUGAGGCUCAUGAAUGAGACAACUGCAGUUGCUUUGGCAUACGGAAUCUACAAGCAGGACCUCCCUGCCCCGGAGGAGAAAGCCAGGAACGUGGUGUUUGUGGACCUGGGUCACUCUGGAUAUCAGACUUCAGUGUGUGCCUUUAACAAGGGCAAACUCAAGGUCCUCGCCACAGCCUGUGACCCGCUGCUGGGAGGAAAAGAUUUUGACGAGGUUCUGGUCAAUCACUUCUGUGAGGAGUUUGGCAAGAAGUACAAACUCGAUGUGAAGUCUAAGCCCAGGGCUCUGGUCAGGCUCUACCAGGAGUGUGAAAAACUGAAAAAGCUAAUGAGCGCCAACUCGUCCGACCUGCCGCUGAACAUCGAAUGCUUUAUGAACGACAUCGAUGUCUCUGGACACAUGAACAGGGGUCACUUUGAAGAGAUGUGUGUUGAAAUUUUGGCCCGAGUUGAGCCUCCUCUGCACAGCCUGUUGGAACAGGCCAAACUGAAAAAGGAAGACGUCUAUGCGGUAGAAAUAAUAGGCGGAGCUUCCAGAAUCCCAGCUGUUAAAGAGAGAAUCAGCAAGUUCUUUGGGAAAGAGCUGAGCACCACCCUGAAUGCUGAUGAAGCAGUGGCUAGAGGAUGUGCCCUGCAGUGUGCAAUACUUUCUCCUGCCUUCAAAGUCAGAGAAUUCUCCAUCACAGACGUUGUUCCUUAUCCGAUCUCUCUGAAGUGGCAUUCUGCUGCAGAGGAAGGUUUGAGUGAUUGUGAGGUGUUUCCUAAGAACCACCCAGCACCUUUCUCCAAAGUGCUGACCUUCUACCGGAAAGAGCCGUUCACCUUGGAGGCGUACUACAGUAAUCCCAGCGAGCUGCCUUAUCCUGACCCCACUAUUGGUCAGUUUGUGAUCCAGAAAGUUGUCCCGCAGGCAUCUGGGGAGAGCUCAAAGGUGAAAGUCAAGGUGCGAGUGAACAUUCAUGGCAUCUUCAGCGUGUCCAGCGCCUCUCUGGUUGAAGUGCAAAAGUCUGAUGAGGGGGAAGAGCCCAUGGAAACGGAACAGGCCAGCGACAAAGACGCAGAGAACAAGAUGCAGACAGACCAGGCUGGGCAGCAGACUCAGGCGGAGGCUCCAAAAGAAACAGAAGAGAAGACGCCGCCAGAGAGUGAGGAGAUGGAAACGAGCACGGAGGAGAACAAGAGUGAGAAGAAGUCCGACCAGCCCCCUCAGGCCAAAAAGGCCAAAGUCAAAACAAAAGUGAUGGAGCUUCCCAUAGAAAACAGCCCUCAGUGGCAGCUAGCGAACGACAUGCUGAAUCUGUUUGUAGAAAACGAGGGUAAGAUGAUCAUGCAGGACAAGCUGGAGAAGGAGAGGAAUGAUGCAAAGAAUAACGUGGAGGAGUACGUGUAUGACAUGAGGGACAAGCUGCACGGGAUGCUGGAGAAGUUCGUUGGUGAAUCUGAUCGAGACGCUCUGUCAUUAAAGCUGGAGGACACUGAGAACUGGCUUUAUGAGGAUGGAGAGGACCAGGCCAAACAGGUUUACAUCGACAAGCUGGCCGAGUUGAAGAAACUGGGUCAGCCCAUCCUGGAGCGGUACUUGGAGGCUGAAGACAGACCCAAAGCUUUUGAGGAGCUGGGGAAACAAAUUCAGCAAUACAUGAAAUUUGUUGAGGCGUACAAAAUGAAGGAUGAGCUGUACGACCAUUUAGAUGAGGCGGAUGUCAACAAGGUCGACAAGCUGGCGACCGAUGCGAUGAUGUGGAUGAACAGUGCCAUGAACCAGCAAAGCAAGCAGAGCCUGACUGCAGACCCAGUUUCUAAAGUUAAAGACAUCAGAGCAAAGACGAGGGAGGUGUUCACUGCCUGUAACCCUAUUGUGACCAAGCCCAAACCAAAGGUGGAGCUCCCCAAGGAGGAAACGCCUGCAGAGCAGAAUGGUCCCGUCAAUGGACAGGAGAAGCCCCAGGAGGAGCCUGCAGAGAAGGAAGCAACUGAAAACACAGGGAAUCCAGCCUCAGAAACUACGGAGAACAAACCCGAUAUGGACCUUGAUUAAAGCAGCCCGGUUGUCUCCUGUUGCAAAGCUAAACAGGAGCUGGUGGAUUCAGACUGAGAUGCGGCCUGGCUGCAUAUCAGAGCUGGAGGAGUGUUAUAGGAACUGCACUCGACAGUCAAUGACAGGCACACCCAGCUCAGCCCGUGGUGGCACAUCUGUCUGAUGAUAAAGCAUGCCCUCUGUCUUUCUGGAUGACCUAAAUCAAAAACCAGCUGCAAAUACUCUGUUUGAUAAUGAGCGCUGUACACAUGAUGGUAUUUAUUUCUGUUGUGUGCUCUGUAACUGUUCUGGUCCGUGUCACAAUAUGGUUUUAAUAAAGUGAUUGAAACUCUCA